AUUGACGGAAUGUAUUGUUUGCGUGUGUGAGUUACGUCUCGGACUCUCCGCCAUUGAAUUUCUUUAAGGCCGAGAGCAGAAAUAGGUUGUGUACCUUAAUAAUCGGCAAAUAUCUCAACAAUCACUUAACUAUUUCUUAUUCUAUUUAGUCAAAUCCCGUGAUCAAACAUUAUAUCCGAUGGCAGACAGAGACACAGAUGAGUUAAACAUCGAUAACGUAAUAAAAAAAUUAUUGAAAGUACGGGGCGAAAAGCCUGGUAUGAAUGUACAAUUAACGGAAAUCGAGAUAAAAGGGCUAUGCUUAAAAUCACGCGAAAUAUUUUUAUCACAACCAAUAUUACUUGAACUUGAAGCACCUCUGAAGAUAUGUGGCGACAUUCACGGUCAGUAUUAUGACCUUCUGAGGCUGUUUGAAUAUGGGGGUUUCCCUCCGGAAUCUAAUUAUUUGUUCCUUGGAGACUAUGUGGACAGAGGCAAGCAAUCGUUGGAGACCAUUUGUCUCCUGCUAGCCUACAAGAUUAAGUAUCCGGAGAAUUUCUUCCUCUUGAGAGGCAAUCAUGAAUGCGCAAGCAUCAAUCGAAUUUAUGGAUUCUACGACGAGUGCAAGCGGAGGUAUAAUAUCAAGUUAUGGAAAACAUUCACAGACUGUUUCAACUGUCUUCCUGUUGCCGCUAUAGUUGAUGAGAAGAUCUUUUGCUGUCACGGAGGUCUGUCACCUGACCUCCAGGCUAUGGAGCAGAUCAGGCGGAUCAUGCGCCCAACUGAUGUACCCGACCAGGGGCUGCUCUGCGACCUCCUGUGGUCGGACCCCGACAAGGACACCGCCGGCUGGGGUGAGAACGACCGUGGAGUGAGCUUCACGUUCGGGACGGAGAUUGUUGGCAAAUUUCUGUCCAAGCACGAGUUUGAUCUGAUCUGCCGCGCCCACCAGGUGGUUGAGGACGGAUACGAGUUCUUCGCCAAGCGGCAGCUGGUCACUUUGUUCUCAGCGCCGAAUUACUGCGGCGAGUUUGACAACGCCGGCGCCCUAAUGUCGGUGGACGAGACGCUCAUGUGCUCGUUCCAGAUCUUGAAGCCGGCCGACAAGCGCAAGCUGUACUCCGGCCUGAACGUCGGCCGCCCCAACACGCCGCCGCGGGCUCAGCCUAAGAACAAGAAGAAGUGAGUAUUUAAUGGCACCGGCCGUCAUCGCAACGAAGUCGACGACUUGCAUGGAUUCCCACGCUAAUAUUUCUUUAUAAUAAAAAAAUAAUAAUAAUAAUAAGUAAGGCUUAAACGGUGGCUUUCGAAGUAUUGCGACGUGAGAAUGCCGGUUGUUUUUUUUUUUUUAUUAUCUGUACGUUCAGUAUGUACUUCCGCUGUCACUUCCAAAGCUGUCAAUCAAAAUCCUGUUAGAAAUGAACUAGUCUGUAUGAUUAUAUAUAAUUUUUUUUUAAAUUUUUUAUCAAAUUUUGUCACGUGCGCUCUCUGACACAUCAGUAGCUUUUACCGUUUUAAAGUACAUUCUGGCUCGCACGAUCAUCAAUUGCUGGACAAUUGUGUUCAGUAGACCACGGGCACGGUGGGCUCCAUAGCGAAAACCUUCGCCUGCAUCUUACUUAAUAAAUACUUCCGUCACUGUCAAAGUCGUUGGAUUGGAACGGGUAGUCAUGCGAACUGUUUUGUACCUUUUGAAUUUGGAAAGUUUUCACACCAAGCCUAGGCUGCCAGUGUAACAGGUUUAAUGUGGGGAGUCCAAGUAGGAGCGUUAUUUGUGAAUGAUUUGGUAUGUAUGCUACUGUGUACGUUUUGUUGUAUGUUUGUCCGUAUGCCCGCAUAUGCUUGUGUCGUACUCCAUAUUCAAGAAUAAUGUUAGCAAUUGUGAGGUUUUGGUGCAAUUUGAGAUUUUUGAAUACUGCCAUUUAGUAAAGGAUAGAUAUGUAGAUUUAGUCACAAAUUAAUGUCGUUUAAGAAAAAAAAUCUAUAUACCACAGACACAUCGCAAUAAAUAAUGAGCAAUAUUUUAUACAGGUGUAAAUUAGAUAAACACCACUUCCAUUAAAAUAUAGUACAAUCAUCAAGAGAGGAAUCUCGAGUGCACCAAAGUCGCACAUUAGAUUUGUAUUAAGGACAUUGAGAAAAUGUAAUAAUAUUAAAAGGUAAUUAAACAUUUAUAAGUAAUUAA
Danaus plexippus (monarch butterfly) is the source of this 2164-nucleotide messenger RNA. Its product is annotated as serine/threonine-protein phosphatase alpha-2 isoform. NCBI's taxonomy places the organism in Eukaryota, Metazoa, Arthropoda, Insecta, Lepidoptera, Nymphalidae. Gene Ontology annotation, molecular function: protein serine/threonine phosphatase activity. The coding region runs from base 179 to 1165 and encodes 328 amino acids. The record is from RefSeq and is a predicted model, not a curated record. Gene Ontology annotation, cellular component: nucleus; cytoplasm. The transcript has 8 exons.